This is a messenger RNA of Hypomesus transpacificus, 1158 nucleotides long. RefSeq names its product alpha-1,6-mannosylglycoprotein 6-beta-N-acetylglucosaminyltransferase B. The transcript has 8 exons. Gene Ontology annotation, molecular function: alpha-1,6-mannosylglycoprotein 6-beta-N-acetylglucosaminyltransferase activity. Gene Ontology annotation, cellular component: Golgi apparatus. The coding region runs from base 115 to 1158 and encodes 347 amino acids. NCBI's taxonomy places the organism in Eukaryota, Metazoa, Chordata, Actinopteri, Osmeriformes, Osmeridae. The record is from RefSeq and is a predicted model, not a curated record. Gene Ontology annotation, biological process: protein N-linked glycosylation.
UGAAGCUGUUUACAGCGCAGCUGACAUGCAACUGUUUCAGCACCACCUCGUCAAGUUCCAGGUUACGGGGUUAACGAUGUCGGGAACGGACAGUUUGGAUGCUCGUUUUGGAAAAUGAUUGCUGGGAACACCGACGGUACAAUAAUGGUUAGAAGAUGCCUUGUGACGUUCAAGCCGUUCAGGAUAUUCGUGGUUGGCAUUGGCUUCUUCAGCCUGUGUUUUCUAAUGACCUCCCUAGGGGGCCAGUUCUCAGCCAAGAGACUAGGAGACUCCCCAUUCACCAUCCGGACAGAAGUUCUGGGUGGUGUGGAGUCCAGGGGUGUCCUGAGGAAGAUCAGUGACAUGCUGGAGGUGAUCCUCAAGAGGAUGGACAGUCUAUCCAAGCUGGACAACGGCACCAGCAGUGACACCCGCCGCCUGGAUGAGCUCAGCUCGGCCAUCAACAGGUUCCAGCCGGCAGGCCUGGUGGAGAGGAUUCAAGCCAUCGCUCAGAACGUGUCCAACAUGGCAGUCAGAAUGGAGCAGAUCCUUCAGAACAGCAUGGCUGUCAACAGAGCGGUGCGAGAUGGGACAGCAGGCCAGUGUGAAGUGCCCAGGGACCCCCGUUACCCAGACUGCCCUGGCAAAGUAGACUGGAUGCGCGCCCGCUGGACAUCCGACCCCUGUUAUGCCUUCUAUGGCGUGGACGGCUCCGACUGCUCCUUCCUGGUCUACCUGAGCGAGGUGGAGUGGUUCUGCCCCCCGCAGGCCUGGAGGAACAACAGCAGCCCCCCUACACCUCACACACACACACAAAGGAGCAAGACAGCCAAAAGACAGGCCGCGUUCCGCACGGACCUCUCCUCCCUGCUCGACCAGGUGGGCGCCGGCAAGGAGUCCCUCAGCUUCAUGAAGAGACGCAUCCGCCGCCUGGCGGGCCAGUGGGCCACGGCCGCCCAGCGCCUGGACGGCAAGCUGCGCCAGCGCUGGAGGGAGCAGAAGAAGAUCCUGGUCCACGUGGGCUUCCUGACGGAGGAAUCCGGGGACGUGUUCAGCCCCAAGGUUCUGAAGGGAGGUCCGCUGGGGGAGAUGGUGCAGUGGGCCGACAUCCUCACCACCCUGCAUGUGCUGGGACACAACCUGAAGAUCUCCAUGUCCGUCAAGGAGCUCCAGGGGUGA